Messenger RNA from Sycon ciliatum, 2583 nucleotides. RefSeq names its product calcium uptake protein 1, mitochondrial-like. Gene Ontology annotation, molecular function: calcium ion binding. Gene Ontology annotation, cellular component: uniplex complex. The record is from RefSeq and is a predicted model, not a curated record. The coding region runs from base 278 to 1771 and encodes 497 amino acids. Gene Ontology annotation, biological process: mitochondrial calcium ion homeostasis; calcium import into the mitochondrion. The transcript has a single exon. NCBI's taxonomy places the organism in Eukaryota, Metazoa, Porifera, Calcarea, Leucosolenida, Sycettidae.
UCGCAGUCUCAAAUAUUCAGAACACAGCUGGAAAGCUGGAUUCACCCCUCCUGACCUCCUCCUGUCUUCUUUCUUGGAAAGUGUGGCCAGGUGCCUUUUCGAUAUCCACGGUCUUUAGUCAAUGCAUAUUCCUUUAUCAGGUUGCAAUGGCCUGACUGAUUGGCUUCACUGUGACUGUGACUUUCAGCUGCAUUUCGUGGAUUGAACCAACUUUGGGAAGAAGUUGAAACCCAUACAACUAUCAAUAUUUCACGUUCACUCUGAAAACCUGGCUGCUAUGGCUUCAAUCAUGGUGGGCGGUCGUGCUGGCGUGCGUUUCGCUCAAAGCUGCAGGCGAGUGUGGAGUCGCCAGUCCGGAUGUGUUCUAGUUGGCCAGAGACACUGUGUCUCUUGUCCUGGCGUAACACAGCACCCAUCUGCUGAGAACACUUCCCAGAACCGUUCCAGGAGCAAUGCUUUCUAUGGUGCUUUCUUGGGCUGUGCUGCAGCUACUGCGUAUGCGUUUGGUCAGUGGAACAGAAAUGUGCUGGCAGACGAAAGUGAAGAGAAAGGUGCGGAUGACACGGAUGAAGACAAUGGGCCAAAGAGGCCGAAGCGACGCAAGCCGCGUCUCAGCUUUCAUGAUAGGAAUGUAAUGGCGUACGAGGAUCGUAUUCGGUCUUACAGUACACCCGACAAAAUCUUCAGAUACUUUGCGACUCUGAAGACGAAGGAUGAAAAAGGCUUGGAUGUGAUCAUGAUGACGCCGCAGGAUUUCGUGCGUGCAAUCCUUCGCGGCCAAAUUCAACCGGAAGGCUACGGCCUGGAUCAGUUUAAGCGAUUUGACAUGGACCGCUAUCAGCGAUACCUGGCCCGUCAUCAUGAUGAGUCAGAGUCGAACAUCUUCGUGAAAGUGAUGCAGUGCGGCUUGAUCAGCUUCUCCGACUAUCUCUUCCUCAUCACUAUCCUGUCAACGCCGUCAAAGCAUUUCGAGAUCGCAUUCCGCAUGUUUGACCUCAAUGGUGAUGGCGAGCUGCAGCUGUCCGAGUUUGACACAGUGCGUGCGGUGAUCGCUGGCAACUCACCAAUGGGAAUGCGGCAUCGUGACCACUUCGUCACUGGAAACGUCUCCGGUCAGGUUGGCUCUGGCCUGACGUCGUACUUCUUCGGCCAGAACUGCGAUGGGAAGCUGACCUACCAAGAGUUCCAGGCGUUUGUUUCUCAGCUGAAGGAGCAAGUGCUGCGCCUUGAGUUUAACAGCUACAGUCCGUGGGAGGGUAAGAUCUCCGAACUGGAUCUGUGCCACGCCCUUCUCACCUACACUGGCUUCUCGGAGCAGAAACAACGCAAGUUCCGGAAACGAGUCAAGGCAGCCUAUGGUACGUGGAAGGAGGGAAUCAGCUUUGAGCAGUUUCUAGAACUUGCCAAGUUCACGGAGAACGUCGACGACAUGGUGGUUGCCUUCUCUGUACUCACGUCCGCCUCUGUACCUAUUGGACCAGAAGACAUGAAGCUAGCAGGCCGCAUUGUUGCUGGAGUGGAGCUGAGUGAUCAUCUUGUAGAGGUCCUUAUCACUAUGUUUGAUGAGGAUGGCGAUGGAAAGCUGUCUGAGAAGGAGUUUGUGCAGGUGUUGAGGAAGCGCCAGCAUCGAGGCCUCGACUCUCCCAUGGACACCGGAUUCUCUCGUGUGCUUGCUGCCGCGUACAAGUGUAUGUACGAGCAGUUUGUCAUCAAGCGGCAGGCAAACGUUGCUUUGCCUGUUGUCCUUGACCGUGACGUCAAAUUGGUGUGAUUUGCCUCUUGCCUUGUCUUCUUUGUAAUGGUCGGUGCUGACUCUGGAUUGGCCUCACGAUUUGCGUGCUGACUCUGGAUUGGCCUCACGAUAUGCGUGCUGACUCUGGAUUGGCCUCACGAUAUGCAAUGGUUGACUGUAUUAUCUGACUUAGGUUGUGACGGGCUGGACUGCCCUUCUUUUUGGUUUUCUUUCAUUCUGUGUAGUGCUGGUCACUUUCCACCCACUUCUUUUUUUCUCAGCAAGUCUGUAUGCCGAUUUUUAGCUUAUGUAGGAGUGUUGGCGCUACACUACAGUUGCCUUCUUUGCCGUACCAUGCAUGCAUGAUUGCCUCAUUUUUGCAGACUUUGCUUUCCACGCUGUGUAUUGUCGCCGCAAGAUGCGGAUGAUGUCUAUCCAUUCUUGCACGUUGUCUGCUUGUGAUGGGCUUGGCCAGGUUUCCAUUGACCUGCUCAUCUUUGCUGCUGAUGCUCCUCCUGUUGUUUGUGAUUGAUCUGUUCAUGCUAAUUUUUUUUUUGUUUUGGCAUCUUUCCCCCUUUAGUGUUAUAUCUGUCUUUUAUUCUCCCUUGCCAGUAGGUGUGUCUGUAUUCUUGCUGCAGUGCAGUACAUGUCACAUGUACAGUACACUCUACUGUACUUAUUAUUUUAGAACCUCCCAGCAUAGUAUUUUCAAUGGCACUUUGCCAGCCAACUACUAGUAGUACCCGCUUCGUGUACAUGUACUUUGAAUAUUUUAAAAACAUGAACGGAACACAGUGAACAAGUUCUUGCAGGUUUCUUGCCAGUUUUUUAGCAAACGACCUACAUAAUGA